Molecule: messenger RNA, 3417 nt
Organism: Danio rerio (zebrafish)
Lineage: Eukaryota; Metazoa; Chordata; Actinopteri; Cypriniformes; Danionidae
Gene: tent5ba
Product: terminal nucleotidyltransferase 5ba
Cellular component (GO): nucleus; cytoplasm
Molecular function (GO): poly(A) RNA polymerase activity
Source: RefSeq, marked provisional
UUCUCAGUUGGAUGUGCAUGAAUUGGAAAUAGUGAAUCAGGAGCGCAACUGGAUGACCUCACGAACCGCGUCCAUUUAUAGGCUAUAUAUCUGAUAAAGAGAGCAACUGUGUAACAACUCAGCUUUUCACAUUUCGGAUCUGCGUAGGAAGUUCAUCUGCUGGAAAGAGAGCGACAUCUGCGCGGAAGACGAACAGAAGUUUUUGAGAUUUUUUUUUAAAGCUGGUUGUUCUUUCCAUCGCCAUGUCCUCCGGUGAUGCGACAGAGCAGUGUCGGCGGUUUUGUGUGUUGUCUUGGGAGCAGGUGCAACGUUUGGACUCUAUUCUCGGAGAGACGGUUCCAGUUCACGGACGUGGAAACUUCCCGACGCUUUCGGUGCAGCCGCGACAGAUUGUUCAGGUGGUUCGAGCACGUUUGGAAGAGCGAGGAAUCACGGUUCGAGAUGUUAGGCUGAACGGUUCAGCUGCCAGUCACGUUCUGCACCAGGACACGGGCCUCGGAUACAAAGACUUGGACCUGAUUUUUGGUGUUUCUCUGUCAGAUGACCAGGCUUUCCGUGUGGUGAAGGACGUGGUUCUCGACAGCCUGCUGGACUUCCUACCUGAAGGCGUCAGCAAAGAGCGAAUCUCAGCACUGACUCUGAAAGAGGCUUACGUGCAGAAACUGGUGAAGGUGUGCAACGACACCGACCGCUGGAGCCUCAUCUCGCUUUCCAAUAACACAGGCAAGAACGUCGAGCUCAAGUUCGUGGACUCUCUAAGACGGCAGUUUGAGUUCAGCGUGGACUCCUUCCAGAUUGUUUUGGACUCUCUUCUUCUGUUCGACCGUUGUUCGGAGACGCCCAUGUCGGAGUGUUUCCACCCUACAGUUUUGGGCGAGAGUAUGUAUGGGAACUUCGAGGAAGCUCUUGGCCAUCUGUGCAACAAGGCCAUCGCUACACGAAACCCUGAAGAAAUUCGCGGAGGCGGCCUCUUAAAAUACUGCCACCUUUUAGUGCGAGGAUUCCGUCCCACUUCCGAAUCGGAGAUGAAAUCGCUCCAGCGGUACAUGUGCUCUCGGUUCUUCAUUGACUUUCCAGACAUCGGGGAGCAGCAGCGAAAACUGGAGGCGUACCUACAGAAUCACUUUGCCGGAAUGGAGCACAAACGGUAUGACUGUUUGGUCACGUUGUACCACGUGGUCAAUGAGAGUACUGUAUGCUUAAUGGGACACGAGCGACGGCAGACUUUAAACCUUAUCUCAAUGCUGGCGCUAAGGGUGCUCGCCGAACAGAACGCCAUCCCUACAGUUACCAACGUCACAUGUUAUUACCAGCCGGCACCGUACGUGCGAGACAUCAACUUCAGUAACUACUACAUUGCUCACGUGCAGCCGCUGGUUCACACUUGCAGUAGUUCCUAUCCGACAUGGCUGCCCUGUAACUGACACAGUCGACAUCCGUUCUCGUACAUCCCCAUGUGCUGGAGAUGAUAUGCAAGCAAGUGAAUAUAAAACGUUUUUUCCAAACUCAAAAAAAGGGAUUUUCUGGAGGAGCUUUUAUUUUUUUAAACAAUGUCAAUAGAGCAUUCUUGGGACAGCGUCAAAAUUGGGAAGACUUAUUCUCACCACUGGUUACCUUCUCAUUCUUUAAAUGCUUUGUAUGACAAUGUCACAGCCAAACAUUAGAGAUGCUCCGAUCGAUCGGCCUAAGAUUCAAUCGGUACUCCCCAAUCUGGGAGAUCUCAUGAAACGAUCGCAGGUGUUGGUUUAUGAGUUUACAAUCAGAGGAAGACGCACGUGCACACCCGUAUAUUAUACAUGGCCUACAGCAGACACAACACAAUGAGAAGGUAAACGAUGAAUGUGGCGAUCGAUGUGCUCGCGUCACAGCAGCUAAAAUACAGAUGUGGUGCGACCCGUUUAUACAGUCUAUUGGCUGUUUAUAUAUGGGGCCAGAUCAGUCUCAACAAUAAUAUAUUUACAAAAUAAAGAUCAUACAACACAAUUCACAUUUACAAAAUCCAAUUCAUGAAUACAGAACAAGAUUCAAAAAUACACAAAUUUAAUUUAUUAAUUUAAAACAUGAUUCAAAAAUAGACAAAUCAAAUUUGAAAAUUCAAAAGACAUUUAAAAAUUACACAAAUCCAAUUGUAAAUUUAAAAAAAUACAAAAAUCAAAUUUGUAAAAAUAAAAAAGAAACAAAAUGCAGAUUUAAUUUAUAAAUUUAAAACAUGAUUCCAAAAUUCACAAAUCCAAUUCGUAAAUUCAAAAUUACACAAAUCCAAUUCGUAAAUUAAAAAAAAGAUAAAAAAACACAAAUCAAAAUUGUAAAUAUAAAAAAAUGAUUUUAAAAAAUGCAAAUUUAAUUCGUAAAUUCAAAGCAAGAUUCAGAAAUGCAUAAAAACAAUUAGUAAAUUCAAAACAUGAUUUAAAAAUACACAAAUCCAAUUCGUAAGUUCAAAACACCAUUCAUAAACACAAAUCUAAUUCAUUUGGCGAAAAUUUUUAUGAUUUUUUUUUGUGAAUUCAUAAAUUGUGUUUACAGAUGUACAAAUUGGAUUUUGUAAAUGUGAAUUGUGCUGUGCAUGUAGGAAUUUAUACAGUCUAAAACUGCUUCUGGCCUUGACAUGUUCACACCUAAAUGGUAACAAAAGACAUGUUUAAGGUUUUAUAUGCAGCAUCCUUCAUUUAUUUUCUUAGGUACGGCGAGAUCUACUCUUAAGCUUCAUGCUUAGAGGGAAAAUGUGCUCAAUGCAUUAUAAAGCAUUAGAUUCGGUAUUCAGUAUCGGCUCAUGACAAGUAAUCGGUACUCGAUAUCGGCUGUGAAAAUCUUGAUCAGAGCAUCCCUACCAAAAAUAUAAGUCAUUUGAAUUAAAUUAUUUUUGAUAAUAUGUGUGCAGUUUACAUAGUUCAAGUUUUGUUGAGGUGUUUACCUAUUAAUUAAAAUACCCCACAAAUAUAUAAAAGAAAACUGAUUUAUGGAUUUAAUUUGUCUUCCGGGUUUUGAUGCCUCGACUGUAGCACUCUAUUGUUCUUGUGCUAAAUGUGACAUAUAUUAGAAUGACUGUUCACUGCUGUAUGUCUGAUUUGAGCCUAUUCUUACGUAUUCUGUUCUGCAGAGUGAGCGAAGAUCUUUUUCACAUGUAGCAGGAAAAAAAAUACACUUUGUUUUUUUUUCUCUCUCUCAAGUCAUGAUAGAUUCACUUAAACUGUUGCAGGUUAUGUAAGCGGGGAGAGAAAGCUGCGUUCUGUGUUGUGAAGCUAUAUAUGUUUUUUUUCAGACUGUGGUUUCAAUCAACCUCUAUUUUUCUUGUUUUUUUUUUUUUUAAGGACCAAAGAUAUUUUAUUUUCGUCGUUAAAAAAGGAAUGUUUGCUGUUGUAAUUCCAAGUGCCUAAAAACAUUAUAUAAAAAAGUGAGACCUGUGCUCUCUAAAAAACA